Messenger RNA from Sceloporus undulatus (fence lizard), 3484 nucleotides. It is a transcript of the gene PRDM4, whose product is annotated as PR/SET domain 4. Gene Ontology annotation, cellular component: nucleus; cytoplasm. The transcript has 11 exons. Gene Ontology annotation, molecular function: DNA-binding transcription factor activity, RNA polymerase II-specific; RNA polymerase II cis-regulatory region sequence-specific DNA binding; histone deacetylase binding. The record is from RefSeq and is a predicted model, not a curated record. NCBI's taxonomy places the organism in Eukaryota, Metazoa, Chordata, Lepidosauria, Squamata, Phrynosomatidae. The coding region runs from base 398 to 2797 and encodes 799 amino acids. Gene Ontology annotation, biological process: regulation of transcription by RNA polymerase II; cell fate commitment; transcription by RNA polymerase II.
AAGCGGGAGCGACGGCCGUUCUGAGCUGGAGGCUCCCCUCCCUCCUCUUCCAGGUAUUCCUCCUUCGCUGGCUCUAGGAGGAGGAGGAGGAGGGCCUAUUUCGGUGUGACACCUUCCCUCCACUUCCGGUGCAACGCUUAAACCCUUCCCACUCUUCACCCUUUCCCCCCGCUGUUGCUGCUACUAACUGACACCGAAAGGCCCCUAGGCUUCAUAAGGGGCUGGACCUGGCUGUUGGGAGGCUCCAGGCUUCUCUGGGCCGGAGGGCAGCGGUCCCUGGGCGCUGGAGGGCGAAGGCUGGAGCACCCAGAACAGAUGAAGAGGAGAAGGAGGAGGAGGAGGAAGAGGAGGCUGUCCCUGCCCUCGAGCGAGUCCUAGACCCGGCCUUGCCAGGCAGAUGCAUCACAGGAUGAAUGAAUUAAGCUUGAGUCCUGUAGGAAUGGAACAGUUGACAGCUUCCUCUGUGAGCAAUGCCCUGAGUGUUGCAGGAAGCCACAUUGGUCUGACUUCCUCACCAACACAUAAUGCCAUAUCAGCACCAGGAUUACCAGUUGCAAUUCCAAAUCUGGGUUCCUCCUUACCCUCUGCUCUCUCUCUGAUGCUUCCAAUGGGCAUUGGAGAUCGAGGAGUGAUGUGUGGUAUACCAGAGAGAAAUUAUGCCCUACCUCCACCGCCUUAUCCUCACUUGGAGAGCAGCUAUUUCAGACACAUUCUGCCUGGUCUCAUAUCUUAUUUAGCUGACAGACCUCCACCUCAGUACAUCCACCCCAACAGUAUAAAUGUUGACAGUAAUCCAGCUUUGUCUGUCUCCAACAACCCUUCAGGCCUAGAUCCCUUCCAGACCAAUGGAACAGUGGGUCUUGAAACAGGCAUUGUCUCCAUGGAUUCCCGCUCAGUGAAUGCACACAACACCCAAAGCUUGCACCCCAGCGACAGCCAUGAGGUAGCGCUAGAUACAACCAUUGCCAUGGAAAGUGUUUCAAGGGUUACCAGUCCAAUCUCAACCGACAGGAUGGCUGAGGAACUUACAAUGGGUGAUGUGGCUGGGGAUCAUUCACAGAUUGUAAAUGGCAACCACAAUCAUGAGCCUCUAACUGUGGAUGCUGUGGGUAGCAGUUUAGCGACAGACACUGUAGGGCAUAAUGGCGUCAUCCCUCUUCAUGGUAGCAGUUUGGAGCUUCCUGUUGUUUUGGAGCCUGACCAUAUUGCAGGCCGUGUUGGUGGGAUAUCUGACAGAACUCUUGGGGACUCUAUUCAUACAGUGGCCAUGAGUAGCAAUUCUGUGAGUGUUGCACUUUCUACCUCACACAACCUCACUUCCCUGGAAUCUGUCUCAUUGCACGAAGUGGGUCUCAGUCUGGAGCCUGUAACAGUAUCCUCCAUAAGCCAAGAUGUAGCCUUGGGACAAAAUCAUGUGGAUGUCUCCCCGGACAAUCUUGCCUUUGUGCCAUCAUCCCUACAGAUGGAAGACUCCAAUUCAAACAAGGAGAAUAUGGCUACUUUGUUUACCAUAUGGUGCACACUGUGUGACAAGGCUUAUCCAUCUGACUGCCCGGAUCAUGGGCCUGUGACGUUUGUUCCAGACACUCCAAUAGAGAGCCGAGCUAGGCUCUCUGUCCCCAAACAGCUUGUUAUCCGCCAAUCUAUGAUGGGAGCCGAAGUUGGUGUGUGGGCUCGAGAAAACAUUCCUGUACGUACUUGUUUUGGACCACUCAUUGGGCAACAGAGUCACUCCAUGGAAGUAGCUGACUGGACAGACAAAGCAGCCAAUCACAUUUGGAAGUUGUAUCACAACAAUGUACUGGAGUUCUACAUUCUCACAACUGAUGAAAAUGAAUGUAAUUGGAUGAUGUUUGUGCGGAAAGCCAGGAAUCGAGAUGAACAGAAUCUGGUAGCUUACCCUCAUGAUGGAAAGAUUUACUUCUGCACCUCACGUGAUAUCCCUCCAGACCAUGAGCUUCUCUUUUACUAUAGUCGAGAUUAUGCCCGACAGAUUGGUGUUCCUGAGCAUCCUGACGUGCACACCUGCCACUGUGGAAAAGAAUGUGCUUCUUAUACUGAGUUCAAGGCUCAUCUGAGUAGUCACAUCCACAGCCAUUUCCCCAGUCAGGGGCAUAGCAGCAACCAUGGGCCAGGGCACAGUAAGGAAAGGAAGUGGAAAUGCUCCAUGUGUCCUCAAGCUUUCAUCUCACCUUCUAAACUUCAUGUUCACUUCAUGGGGCACAUGGGAAUGAAGCCACACAAGUGUGAUUUCUGUAGCAAAGCCUUUAGUGAUCCCAGUAAUCUCCGUACACAUCUCAAAAUUCAUACAGGUCAAAAGAAUUAUCGCUGUACACUUUGUGAAAAGUCCUUUACUCAGAAAGCCCACCUAGAAUCACACAUGGUUAUCCAUACUGGGGAGAAAAACCUGAAGUGUGAUUACUGUGAAAAGCUGUUCAUGCGACGGCAAGAUCUCAAGCAGCAUGUGCUUACCCAUACACACGAACGACAAAUCAAGUGUCCCCAAUGUGAGAAGCUUUUCUUGAGGACAAACCAUCUAAAGAAACACUUAAAUUCUCAUGAAGGAAAGCGGGACUAUGUCUGUGAAAAAUGCUCCAAGGCUUAUUUAACAAAAUACCACCUAACACGGCACCUAAAAAUCUGUAAAGGACCUACCUCCAGCCUCUCAACCCAGGAGGAGGAUGACGACGAUGAUUGUUCAGAGGAAGAAGAAUUGAUAAACUCUUCGAGGAGUGAAAACUGCAGACUUCAGACUAGCAUGUAUGUGACAAAUGACACACUAUCUUGCCACAAAUAAGAAAUUGUGUUUUUACGAGUAUAAAUGGACUCAACAUUCUAAAAUCAUGUUUGUCAAACUAAUGUUUUACACAAGUGAACCUCUGCUGAAUGAUGGAGUUCACACCCUUAAAGAAAAUGGCUUAUGUACUCUUCCUGAGAGAUUUCAGAACUCUAAACCAAUGGAACUACCCACAACUAUCUUUAAAAUUUCACUACUGGCGAGUUGGUUGUUAUGUCAUGUAUGACUAUCAGAAUGAAACAGGUAGAUACAAUUCUGAUCAGCCAAAUGUUUGGAACAAUAUUACAGUUAAUUACUACAUUUAAUAGUACUGUAGUAUACAAAUCAAAUUGCAUCACAGCAAGUUCAGUGCUUUUAUUAUUCCUGUUGUAAAAAUUACUUUUGGCUCAGUAGGAACAAGCUGAAAUGAGCAUUCAAUCAAUAUAUAGUAAUGGAGUAAAAAACCCCUAUUCCAGCUUACUAGUAUGGGAUCCAUGCAGAAAGGCAUGCAUGUGUUUGCAAUGCAGGCUUGGUUUUAGCAUGAGCCAAACAUUUACCACACAACAGUUACAACAGAUAGUAUUUUCUGUGCUGUAACAGGUAACCAUUACUUUUGGGAAGUUCUGUAUUCUGCUGCUAAUGUAUUUAUGGAAUCACAGUUACAUUUAAAAUUUCCUAAUGGAAAAAAAUUAAAAUGUUCCUUUUUAA